This is a messenger RNA of Anthonomus grandis grandis, 1505 nucleotides long. Its product is annotated as probable serine hydrolase. The record is from RefSeq and is a predicted model, not a curated record. Bases 165 to 1196 code for a protein of 343 amino acids. NCBI's taxonomy places the organism in Eukaryota, Metazoa, Arthropoda, Insecta, Coleoptera, Curculionidae. The transcript is spliced from 3 exons.
AUAACAUUCAAUCAAUCCGACGCCACUGGCAGUUUGCACGCAUUCAGAUUAUUAGCUGUAAACUUUGUCCUGCCAAGUUCGUCCAUCAGUAGAAAAACACGUUGUAGACUCACGGGGAAUAAGUUAUUUAUACAAAAUAACCACUGGAUUCAUUACGGUGAAAUAUGAUGAUGGUAAAAAGUUGGUUUAAAUUUUGCAAGCAGUCGCAAUUUCUUCGUAAUUUUUCCAACACAAAAUCAUUUCAAGAAAUAACAAUCCCGGUACCAUGGGGCCAAAUACGUGGCAAGUGGUGGGGUCGGACGGAUAUCAGACCUAUUUUAGCCUUACAUGGAUGGCAGGACAACUGUGGUACUUUUGACCGUCUUAUCCCGCUACUAACCGACGAAGUAGGUUUUUUAGCCAUAGACUUACCAGGACAUGGUUAUUCCUCUCGCCUUCCGCCUGGAAUUUACUACCACUUUAUCAAUUAUUUAUCAACCAUAAAGUAUAUCAUAAAAUAUAUGGGAUGGCAACAUAUUUCUUUGAUGAGUCAUUCUUUGGGUGGCAUAAUUAGUUAUACAUACACAAUGAUUUACCCACAAACUGUGGAUGUUCUUGCUUGCAUCGAUGGAACCAAACCUUUGGUUGAUCCUAAAAGGAUUUCGUAUUUAGCAAAAUCUCUCGAUAGAUUCACCGACUCAAUUAAAUAUAUCAGUAGCGAUAAGGAACCCCCGAGUUAUACUCUGGAAGAAAUUAGACAAAAAAUUCAUAUACCGAAUAAGAAUUCUAUUGCGCUAGAAUAUACAGAGUAUAUAAUAAGAAGAAAUAUUGCUCCAUCGAAGAUUUUUCCUGGAAAAUAUUACUUUACCCGAGAUCCCCGGUUGAAGCAGGGUGCUUUGCUGUCAUUUUCUCAACGAGAUUUAAUUGAGCAAGCCCAGCAAAUAACCUGCCCGAUAUUCAUGUCGAAAUCUAAAGGUGCUGGAUAUUAUGAGGAUAAGAAUAAUUUUUAUGAAGUCUUAGAGGUACUAAGGCAAAGUAGUUCAGAUUGUGAAUAUCACUAUGUAGAAGGGACUCAUCAUGUUCAUCUAAAUGCUCCUAAAGUACUCGCUGAACUUUUAAAUAAAUUUCUUGAAAGGCACAUUACUAAAGAUAGGAGUGUUGGGGGGUUAAAAGAGGAGAUGGUUGUACAAGAGGAACAAAUUAAUAUAGUGCAGUAGUAAAUUAAUUUUUUAUGAUGUCAUUAAAAUUAUGGAAAGAUUAGUGUUAUGUAAAUUAAUAAUAUAUUUCUCAUACUUUGAUAUAAUUAUGUAUGUAGUUGUAGUUCCAAAAAUUGUUCAAUAUUGACUAAUUGUUAAUGUGUUAAUAUGACUAAUUGUUAAUGUAUAUAAAUGAAUUAUCAAUCAAUUAAUCAUGAUCUGGACACAAAGAAGGGGUUUUCAGUUUGUGGUGAUGUUGUGGUAUAUUUAUUCUGGAAUUUUGUAAGUAAAUGUUGAUGUAUUAGGAAAUACAUAUUUCUAUUUCAAAAA